AUUUUAGCAUAAGUAUAAAUUUAAUAAACACAUUUUGCAUAAGGAAUGAUAUGAAUAUAAGCACUAUUGUAUUAAAGUUGUGAAAGAUUUGCUUUGACAAGUACAUAUUUUGCCAAAAUUGAUUAAAAAUGUAAGUUUAUAAAAUUAUUAUUACCUCCCUUUGUCUGUCCUGGUUGCGCAACCAAGAUAAAUUGAAAAAAGAUUAAUUCCGAAGCUACGCGCUGUUUUACAAUUUGUCGUUUGUUUCAGUUUGUUGAAAUAUCCCAAAUAUCCUCAAUGAAUGCCAGUUUUAAUCAUUGUAAUAUUGCUUUCCUGAAUAUUUUAACAUGUAUGAAUAUUACAAUAAUUAAAAGUAAUUUCAACAUUUCUGAAAAUAGACAACAGCCCAAUGUAACAUUUUGUGAAAAGGUAACAAAAUAUCAUAUACAAGUUUUAGUUCAUUUUCAUCACUUUUAGAACGCUAGCAAAUACAUUGUAUAUUGAAGAUACAAUAAAAAUGCUCUACCCGCCAGUUCUAUUAUGAAGUCACGAAUGAAAUUAUCAAACUUUCGACCCAACAUAUACCUAAUAUUACUUUUUCUAACUGUACUUGUAUCGAUGUCUUUAUUUGGUAGGAAAAACGGCAUGAAAAACAUGUCUUUUUCUGGUCACAGACGCCGCGACCAUAAAACACCCAAAUGAAGACUUUUGUUUGAUGGGCGGGAUGGGUAGUUGACACCUUAACCACCGCUCCCCCUAUUUCAUCCUUGCCACCUGCUUAGCCGUUAUAGUCAAAUGGGCAUGAAAGUUAAAGACCCACCACGACCUAGUGACCUUCUUUUUUCUCCCACAAGAACUUCGUGAAAAUCAUUCUAAUUAUACUGGUAUAAUACAGCUAUAUUACAUGAUGACAGGUGGACAAUUUAGGCCCUCCCUGAAUUAAUAUGUUUUCACAACUUCAUCUACAAACGUAUUCAGUCAAUCGAUUUCAGUAUAAGUUUAAAAACAUAGAUAAAUAACUAUCCUACCCUGUAGAAACAAAGUUUGAUCCAAACUCAGCUUGAUAUAUCAAAAACUGUUCUUUAUGCUACAUUUAUCCAAUACAAUGUUUGGACAUUAAACACAUUGUCUUGGCCUUAUACGUCACAAUAAAUUUGUUAAUAGAUACUUGUAGUUCUCACUUUUUUCAUGCAAAUCAUGUAUAAUUACCAUCAUGGAAAUACAAAAGAAAACAGUUAUUUUAUGUCGGGUCUUUAAAAUUCCUCGCCACCUCAACCCAUAUGUAUAUUUAAUGGAGCGUGAAAUGGAGCGUGAAUGUGUAUCAUAAAAUGUAAAUAACUUCAAUAUCAUACUACCAGUAGUAGUUGUUUUGUUAAACAUAUAGUGUAGAAUGAACAUGAAAGAAUACAUAAGUGAAAAUGACAUUGUCGUUUUCAUUUCAGAAAAAUAUUCUCUCCAGGUCUUAGAAAUGACAGAAAUGGAGGGAUAUGAGGAUUUUAAUCUAAUGGUUCGAGUCCACAUCAAGCCGGAAUCUGCAAAUGAUAGAGCUGAAAAGGUUUAUGUGCUUAAAAUUUCGCAUUUUUCAACGGACAGACAUACGCUGGAACUUCAGAAUAAAAUGUUGAUCCACUUAACUAAACACGGAAUUAUGACAUGUACACCACAGAAAACUUCCAGUGGUGCAUACACAGAAUUGUUCACAUCACAGAAAGAUAAAAAGGUUUACGCAAGACUGUUGGACUAUGUUGAAGGCGUUACAUUUGAGGCAAGUGGGAAGCCCGCGUACCUACUUCAUCCUAUCGGGACUUUAGUUGGCAAAGUCUGCAACAUCCUCCAGUCUUUCAGAUUUGAAAACUAUAAACCUUCAUCAUCACCAUUUGAUCUGCACAAGGCUUUGGUUGUGGAAGAGUAUAUAGACAAAUAUUUACACGGAGAUACAAGAGAAAUGGCUCGACAGAUAUUACAUCAAUAUACGACAAAAAUCCAGCCAGUUUUGGACAAGUUGCAACAAGGCUUUAUAAUUGCUGAUAUAAACAGUAGAAAUAUCAUUGUAAAACGACUCAAAGACAGAAACACACCCAGUGAUUACGUCAUAGCAGGAGUCAUCGAUCUCGGAGACGCUUGCAAAAGCGUUUACUUGUAUGAGAUUGCAGUUGUAAUUGGCGAGUUGAUGUCCACAAGCUUUUGCUCUAUAAACCCGCUAACUGUUGGAAAACAACUGCUUGCAGGAAUUAGAGAGCAUUUUGAAAUGACAGAGCUGGAGCUCCAUUUACUGAAGUUAUGUAUUUGUGUCAGACUGGUACAAGUACAUCUUAUUAUUGAAAACAUUAUUCAUACUCAAGACACACACAAGAACAUUCCGUACUUUGAAAAGUGUAGACAUAACUUCCUAAAGGUGUGCAAACAAUUGUGGCUGAUUAGUGAUGAAGAUUUCACAGACAUUGUGAUAAAUAAGUGAUUGACUACACGAUUUGUCAGAGAUCUAUUACAGAACAGAAUUGUUUUCAUGCGAAAUGAAGAACAGAAAAUGAUACGCAAAUCCGCGAACUGCGCAAGCGUUUACUGGUCAGUUUACCGAUCAUACUUUGUCAUUAAUUUCGCAUGAACUCCGAUUUUUUUUUGAUUUUCUUUUUUUUGUAUUGGCAUUAUAUUUACUUUCCCUCAGCUUUUUUAUAAACUACAAAUAAUAUGGAGUUUUAGAAUGUCUUAAAUCAUGUUUAAAGGCUUGUUCUAAACCUUCGCAUGAACUCCGAUUUUUUUUUGUGCUUGUUUUUUGUUAUAUUGGCAUUGUAUUUACUUUCCCUCAGCUUUUUUAUAAACUGCAAAUAAUAUGGAGUUUUAGAAUGUGUUAAAUCAUGUUUAAAGGCUUGUUCUAAACCUUCUUUAAGCAGGCAAAAAGACUUGUUCAAUGAACACUGUUUGUCAGUCUUAUUCCAUGUCAUGCUAUUGUCUCCAAACUGUUUUCUUUGAUUUUCACAUAUUUCUAGACAUUUCUUGGAUAUAUGAAUUUAGACAGCAGAAAAUUUUCCAUUAUAAAUAAUAGCUUUAUGAACAUA
This is a messenger RNA of Mercenaria mercenaria, 3035 nucleotides long. RefSeq names its product hydroxylysine kinase-like. The transcript is spliced from 5 exons. NCBI's taxonomy places the organism in Eukaryota, Metazoa, Mollusca, Bivalvia, Venerida, Veneridae. The record is from RefSeq and is a predicted model, not a curated record. Gene Ontology annotation, molecular function: amino acid kinase activity. The coding region runs from base 1370 to 2437 and encodes 355 amino acids.